Messenger RNA from Puccinia graminis f. sp. tritici CRL 75-36-700-3, 6139 nucleotides. Its product is annotated as DNA-directed RNA polymerase I subunit A1. Gene Ontology annotation, molecular function: DNA binding; DNA-directed RNA polymerase activity. NCBI's taxonomy places the organism in Eukaryota, Fungi, Basidiomycota, Pucciniomycetes, Pucciniales, Pucciniaceae. Gene Ontology annotation, cellular component: RNA polymerase I complex. The record is from RefSeq and is a predicted model, not a curated record. The coding region runs from base 1 to 5664 and encodes 1887 amino acids. The transcript is spliced from 8 exons. Gene Ontology annotation, biological process: DNA-templated transcription.
AUGCAGGCAAAAAUUCUGUGUGAUCAAGAUAGUUGCCCAGAAAACAAAACACUGGUCCCCAUAUUGGCCGCAAGAGACUUGGAUAGUGACACCUUCCCUCAUGGGCAGAGCUUUGAGCGAGUGAUAAAGAUCCCAUCAAAUUUAGAAUUAUACCAAGCAGCCACUCCUCACCCAGCAAUCUACUUUCCGCCAAGCAACAGCUCAUCAAUCACCAACAAUCAACUCCCAGGCCAAGCUAUGGAUCCAGCCCAUCCUCUCCUCACCAACAUCACCUCAGUCUCAUUCUCACCGCUCUUAUCAUCAGACGUCCGAUCAAUCUCAGUCCUUCAAAUCACCAAUCCAUCCCUACUCGAUAACAACAAUGUGCCCUCAACUGCAGGCCUCUACGACCCUAGGCUUGGGCCCCUCGAUUGGCAAGAUAUCUGCUGGACCUGCCAUCAACUCAACACUCAAUGUCCCGGUCAUUUCGGUCACAUCGAACUCAACGUGCCCGUCUUUCAUCCACUCUUCAUGACACAUGCCUAUCAGCUCUUGAGGUCAACUUGCUUCUAUUGCCAUCAUUUCCUGUGUUCUCAGUUGGUGAUUCUCCGAUAUACUGCAAAACUCAAACUUCUAGAGCAUGGCCUGCCAAUCGAAUCGGAUGCAAUAGACGAUUUUCCAACCUCACAACCCAUUACCCCUGGGAAAAGGGCCGCAGAGGAAGGCGCCGAUCAGGAAAAUGAAGACCCAGAAGCAGACCAAGCCGAAUUCGAUCUCAACUUUUACAAAACCUCAAUCUCAAAAUUUGUGGCCGAAUGUUUAGAUCGGAAGAAGAGUUCUAUCAAGGCCAGAUGCUCCGGGGAAGAUUAUAAGAUUGGAAUGUGCUUCGAUCGAAGGCGACAGGUGAUUUCGGAACUGUUCAAAUUAUUACCCAAGAAGAAGUGCGAAAGAUGUGGAGCCCACUCGUCGCGAAUGAGGAAAGACGGUCAUACGAAAAUUAUGGAAUACUCUCUCGUGCCUAAACAAGAACAGUAUCACAAAUUGACGGGCAAAGUUAGGCCAAACGUGCUCAAAUUCUCCGCUGGAUCAACCCUUAGUCGGCGCUCAUCUUCCAUCCAACCAUCAGCCACAAACAAACGACAGCGCACAGACCCUUCGUCCGAAAACGGCAGAUACUUUAGCGAUGUUAAUAGUGACGACGGUGCUUCGGCCUGGGCCCAAAGCACCCAAGCUGCAAGAUCAAACUUAGGUGACGCGGCUUCUGAUAGCGAUGUGGAUGAAGUUGUUCAACAUAAAAAAGCUGCAAGCAGCCGCGCAGAAACUGAAAGUGCUGAAAGCUCGAACGACGACGACGACGACGACGAUGAUGAUAACAACAACGAUGGCCAGGAGCAAGGAAAAGGCGCCAAGCCAUCCAAGCAGACCGAACGAAUGAUGCUCGCUCAAGAGGCUCGGGCCCAUCUGAAUCAGCUUUUCAUUAAUGAACCAGAAAUUUGCGGAUUGUUGUACGGCUCACGUUUUCCGGCAUUACAAUCGCAUCGUGAACAAGCGCCGGCUUCGGCCGACAUGUUUUUUCUUGAAGUCGUGCCUGUGCCGCCUUCAAGGUUCCGUCCGGCUGCUAUCAUGGGUGGUAUGACACUUGAAUCACCUCAAAACCAACUAUUGACCCAAAUUCUCACCCAAACCAUCAAGCUCCGCGAUCUCAAUAGCGAUCUCGCGACUACAAGCAAGAGGAUCAAGGUAGAAAAAGAUUUGGAUUCCUCUGAAGUUGAAGCCCUCCAAACCACUCGGGCCAAAUUGUAUCGACAAGUUUUAGAAGCCUGUGUUGGUAUGCAAGUCGCGGUCAACAGUUUGAUGGAUAGUACCAAGAACCCAACGAACAUGGGCCCAGGUAAACUACCACCCCAAGGUAUCAAACAGCUGCUUGAAAAAAAGGACGGACUGUUUCGUAUGAACAUGAUGGGUAAACGAGUGAACUACGCCGCGAGAUCAGUCAUCUCACCCGACAUCAACAUCGAAACCAAUGAGAUCGGAGUACCACCGGUCUUUGCUAAGAAACUGACGUUUCCCGAGUUUGUCACCGCACACAACUAUGAGCAGAUGCACCGGUUAGUUUGCAAUGGUCCGAAUAAGCAUCCCGGGGCGGUUUAUAUUCAAGAUGAAGAUGGGACGAUGAUUUCUCUAGACAAAAUGGACGAGGAAGGCCGACGAGCGUUAGCCAACACUUUGCUACACUCAAAUGGUGACGCCGAGAAUGCGAAUAGUAUGGCAAGGCCUGAUAUAGGGCUACCAUCAACCCGGACACGAAUGCGUAGUAAGCGCGUCCAUCGCCACUUGGACGACGGCGAUAUUCUUAUCUUAAAUCGACAGCCAACACUUCACAAACCUAGUAUGAUGUGUCACCGAGCCAGGAUUUUGAAAGGCGAAAAGACGAUUCGGAUGCAUUACGCAAACUGCAAUUCUUACAACGCUGAUUUUGAUGGAGAUGAGAUGAAUAUGCAUUUCCCACAAAGCUUGGUUGCCCAAAGCGAGGCACGAAUGAUCGCAAACAACGACAAUCAAUACUUAGUACCAACCUCGGGGAAUCCUCUCCGUGGCUUGAUUCAAGAUCAUGUGGUAUCUGGAGUUUGGAUGACGAAUAAAGACACGUUUUUCACUCGAGAUGACUAUUAUCAAAUCAUCUAUGGAGCUCUGAGACCAGAAGGAAACUACUCUGGUCAAGGUAGGGUCGUCACCGUGCCCCCAACGAUCUGGAAACCGGUACCUAUGUGGACCGGUAAACAGCUGAUCUCAACUAUCAUGAAGAAUAUCACCCCACUUAAUGCAUCUGGACUUAACUUAUUCUCAUCCUCAAAGGUCCGAGGAAAAUCGUGGGGGACUCAACAUACAGGAGAAGAGCAUGUGACCUUUAUGGAUGGCGACUUGAUCCAAGGAGUGAUUGAUAAAUCACAGAUCGGUGCUUCCCCAUACGGUCUGGUACAUUCCGUUUAUGACUUGUACGGUGCGGAUAUCGCUGGAAAACUGUUGGGCAUCCUCAGUCGAUUAUUCACCAAAUUUCUCCAACAUCGCGCAUUCACUUGCAGAAUGGAUGAUCUACAGCUCACAAAACGGGGGGAUGAGAUGCGUUCGAAGCUCAUUUCCGAAACUUCUCAGCGGGGUAUCCGGGCUACUUUGUCGACCAUCGGGCUCUCAGAAAAGGAAGCGAAAACUCCUCACGGUAUGAUUGAUUUGGAAAACCGUCUUCAAGAGGUCUUGAGAGAUGAUAUGAAAAUGGCAGCACUUGAUAACGCCUACAGCGGAGAGAACUCCUCGCUACAAACAGCCAUCAAUAAUCAAUGCCUUCCUUCUGGUCUAGCAAAACCAUUCCCAUGGAAUAAUAUGCAAAUGAUGACUUCAUCCGGUGCAAAGGGCACUCCAGUCAAUGCAUCUCAAAUCUCUUGUCUACUCGGUCAACAAGCCCUGGAAGGACGUCGGGUACCCGUCAUGGUUAGUGGGAAGACACUUCCAUCCUUUCGCGCGUUUGAAACUGCACCACGGGCGGGUGGAUUUGUCGCCCAACGUUUCUUGACUGGUAUUCGUCCGCAAGAGUAUUACUUUCAUUGCAUGGCUGGACGAGAGGGUUUGAUCGACACGGCUGUCAAAACGAGUCGAUCAGGAUAUUUACAACGUUGUCUAAUCAAGCAUCUUGAAGGAGUGCGAGUUCAUUACGACCAUACCGUCCGGAACAGCGAUUCAUCGAUACUUCAGUUCCAUUAUGGAGAUGAUUCACUUGAUGUGACAAAACAGAAGCAUCUCAAUCAAUUCGACUUUUCGCUCAUGAAUCGUAGUUCUUUGAUCACACGCUUCAACCCAAGUCGAAUCGCUGGUCAAGUCGAUUGUACCACUGCUAACGACCACACCGAUCGAAUAGUCAAGGCGAUAAAGAAAGGAGUCCGUUCACUGCCGCCACCCACGCUGUCUCUCUUCAGUCCAAGUCGACACUUUGGAAGUAUUUCGGAAAAAUUUGCCGUAGAUGUGGAAGCCUAUAAAAAUUUGAAUCCGCUUCAAGUCCUAAAAUCUAAGAAAAGUAUCCGAAAGACGUGGCCUGUGUACCGAAAAUCUGACGACCUCGUAUCAAUGGAUAUCUUCAGCUCAUUGAUGCACGUUCGGUUCAUGAUGGGACUCGUCGACCCAGGAGAAGCCGUUGGCUUGUUGGCCGCGCAAGGAGUCGGAGAACCUUCAACUCAAAUGACGCUCAAUACCUUCCAUUUCGCCGGUCACGGCGCCGCGAACGUCACCUUAGGUAUCCCGCGUUUGCGUGAGAUCGUGAUGACAGCGUCCGCGAACAUCAAGACUCCUACGAUGAAAUUUCCGAUACGACCGGAGGUGACGGAUGAGCAAUUCGAACGAUUUAUCAAGCAAACAGCCCGACUGUAUCUAUCUCAGGUGGUCGAUCAAGUAUUGGUGACAGAGCGAUUGAAACGAAAUGGGAACAAUGCACAAAUCUCCAAAGUUUACGAAAUCAGAUUGCAACUCUAUCCGGCUGAAGAGUAUUGUCGCGAGUACAGUAUCAACGUUCCCGCAGUUUUCAAGUCGAUUGCCAAGGUGUUUGUACCGAUGCUAGAGCGAAUGAUCACGCGUGAAUUGAAGACGCUGCAGUCAGAUCUGAAAAUUCAGCUUGCUGAGAUAGGGAAAGGCAAGUCGAGUUCGUCGCGAAAAGGCCCAGGCAACGGUGCAAAUGGUAGUGAGGAUGGUGAAGAGGAUGUCCCUGCUCGAAGAGUAGAUGAAGCUGAUAUUGAGGAUGGAGAUGCCUAUGAUGAGAAACGGGCGCGUCAACGGGGAGAACUUGACUACGAUAAGGAUGGCGUCGAGUCGGAUUCAGAUGCGGAAUCGGAAGUCAUGAAUGAUGAAAAACUGCGAAAGAUGACCGGUGCUAGUAAAACUCGUGAAGAUCGAGAUAGUGAUGAUGACUCGUCAUCAAGCUCGGCCGAUUCGGAUGAUGCUCGAAGUCUUGAAGAACUCGAAAUUUCUCAGAGUGACGCCGAAGAACUUGCAGAUGAAGUGCAACAGUUAUCCCACUAUGUCAACUCGAUCGAGUUUGAUAGACAUGGCGGUUAUUGCCAGCUAUCAAUGCAGUUUCCAUCGAGUUCAACCAAACUGUUAUUAGUCGGACUGAUUGAAGAGAGUUGUAGACGAGCGGUGAUCCAAGAAAUCAAAGGGAUCGCCAGGACUUUAGUUUCUCAAUCGGAUGAUAAGAAUAAGGAGAGGAGGUUUGGAAUGACCGAAGGCGCCAACUUGAUCGCUGCUUGGGACUUCGGCCACAAUAUCAUCGAGUUGGAUGAAUUAUAUUCCAAUGAUAUCAAUGCAAUGCUUAAAACUUAUGGCGUCGAGGCGGCUAGAUCUUCAAUCAUCAAAGAAAUCUCUGGCGUCUUUAACGUGUAUGGUAUCUCAGUGGAUUAUCGACAUUUAACGGUUAUCGCCGACUACAUGACUUCUGAAGGAAGGUAUAAACCAUUCAACAGAUCGGGCCUGUCCAAUAACGUUUCUCCAUUCCUGAAAGCUUCAUAUGAAACCACGGCCACUAUUUUGACCGAUGCUACGAUCUUUGGGGACUUCGAUAACCUCCUCAAUCCGUCAGCUUCUAUCGUCUUGGGCCAACCUCCUAUGACCGGCACUAAUUCCUUCGAUGUCCUCGUCAAAACUUGAUUUUCUUUUCUUCUUUCGUUCUCUUGGUCUUAACUAUGAAACAAAUAUAAACAUAAAAAAAACUCCCGGAUUUGCUCUUGGUGCCUUUGAUAUCCGUUUUGUGUCUUUUUUUUUGUCGGCUCUUAUCUUCUAAUAUGUGCAUGCAGUAUGAUCUCUUUUCCCUUUUCCUCCAUCCGCUUCUAUUUCUCUUUUUUUUUUCUCUCUCUCUCUUUGAUCUAUGAUUACGAUCACCCAGGAAAUAAAUCCUUCAAACAAUACCCUUUUCCAAUCAACCAUUCUUCUUCCACACCGACCAUAUUGGCACAAGGCAACAAGUGAUUUUGUGUUCUUGUGAAAAGCUUACUUGCUCAUGUCAUGAAUGCAUCCUAUCUCAUUGGAACUGUACGCCCUUCAUGUCAUAUUGUAGGCAUCCAUCCAGCCACCAGCUUCCCAUGAUCUGUGCUCGAUUCAUUACUAAGAUGGGGUUGGGUUCUGA